AUGGCCAUGGAUCACGGUCGGGACCCAUGUCCCUGGGUCAUUCUGAAUGACUUCGGUGGUGCUUUCGCCAUGGGAGCAAUCGGCGGCACGAUCUGGCACGGCAUCAAAGGCUUUCGCAACAGCCCCUACGGCGAGCGGCGGAUAGGCGCCAUCACAGCUGUCAAGAUGCGCGCGCCCGUAUUAGGCGGCAACUUCGGCGCCUGGGGUGGCAUCUUCAGCUUGGCCGACUGCGCCGUCAAGGGCGUCCGGCAAAAAGAGGAUCCGUGGAACGCCAUCGGGGCGGGCUUCCUGACGGGCGGCGCGCUGGCGAUACGGGGCGGGUUCAAGUCGGCGAGGAACGGCGCCAUCGGGUGCGCUGUGUUAUUGGCGGUGAUCGAGGGUGUCGGCAUUGGUUUCCAGAAGAUGAUGGCGGGCAGCACAAAAUUGGAGGUCCCCAUGCCGCCACCAUCACCGAACGGCGAGCAAGUGCUAGCAUAA
Molecule: messenger RNA, 477 nt
Organism: Diaporthe citri
Lineage: Eukaryota; Fungi; Ascomycota; Sordariomycetes; Diaporthales; Diaporthaceae
Exons: 3
Coding region: 1-477 (158 amino acids)
Biological process (GO): protein import into mitochondrial matrix
Cellular component (GO): TIM23 mitochondrial import inner membrane translocase complex; mitochondrial inner membrane
Molecular function (GO): transmembrane protein transporter activity
Source: RefSeq, a predicted model, not a curated record